UCCGACAAUAAACAAUUCCCACAGACUACACGCUCCGCACCUCCGCUCGGUCACAGUCGCAGCAGCAGGGAGAAGAAACAGAAGAAGGAGAAGGAGCAGAAGAAUAGAAGGAAAAAAAAAAAACACAGAACCGAGGCAUUUUUUUUUUUUCGGACUAAAUUUUGAUUUUGAAAUCCUGCCUCGCCAUUUCUUUCUUCCUUGCCAAAAGUGUCAACACAGACGCGAGCCGUUUUCAUUGGAUUUGCCUCCUCCUGUCGAAUAAGAACGAUGCUGCUCUCCGGCUGACUGUGGGGAGGACGACGCAGGUCCCCUCCCGUCCGUGUGAGAUCUGCAAAGCUGAAAGGCGCCACCGACAAGAACCACAGCCAGGCCGUAGGACAGACAUCCCAAACAUCCACAGCCACGGAAUGUGUCAACAUCUUUGUGGUGAAAUCCCGCUGACUCCUCACUUGCUUCUCACAUAAGCCUCGAGCCGGGCCUUCUGGGAUCCUACAGUGUUUAAAGGCAUACAAUAAUGCCUGGGAGGCCCACCUGCCCCAGAUUGGCUCCAACUAUGGCUGCUGCCUCGCCGUAGUGCUGACUGUGCCCGCUACAGAGAGGGAUCGCAUCGAGGCAGUGCAUCCUUCAGCCCCCCCACCUCCUGCAGACUCACUCUGUGCAACUGCCUGCCCUCUUUUUUGUGUUUAGGAAGUACAUGCCACUGUCAACCAGAUGACCUAGUGGACAUUUUUUUCCCCUGUAGCAGUGCUGAACCAUACGAGUGGAUCCUAGUAUUGAACAUGACUCAUGGGGAGGAGCCUGGCCCUGAGACACACAAGGAUUCAGCUGUUCUAACUUAUCUGGAAGGUUUACUGAUGCAUCCAGUGGUGGCCGGGCCUGGGGCCACGGCAAGCGGGAGGUCUGAGGCUGCCCACAGCAACCAAGAGCAGGCUGACAAGGUGGGCGGGCCCUUCCAACUGCCCAGUCAUGGCCCAACAGCUCCCAAGGCUGGAACCAAUGGGCCCACUCUAGGUGCUUCGCAGCACCUAAAGAAGGCCCGCCUGCUGCGCUCUGGGGCCUGGAAUGAUCCAGGGAACCAGCGGAUGAGUUCACCCCCGAUGGAGCUGAAUGGCCAAGGAGGAGGUCUGCAAAACGGGUCCCUGGAAGGAUCUCCUCAUGCCGGGGAGAGCACCCUGUUGGCUUCGCUGCUUCAGUCAUUCAGUUCGCGCCUUCAGAGCGUGGCGAUGUCUCAGCACUCUAAUAAGCCCCCAAGUGAGUGUUCCUCUCCAUCCAAGGCGCCACCCGCAGACAAAGAUCCGCUUCCUGUGUACGGGACAGCCUCGAGCCGCUUGAAGGGCCUGAUGAGGAAGAGCAAGCUUCAGAAUCACAGCAACACGCCCUACAGUCGACGGGGACACAGUCAGGACAGACCCCCAGAAUCGCCUCGAUCAGCACACAGCGCCACGCCGCCCUCCGCUCCUGCGACUGCUGACUCUGUGUCCUGCGCAGAGCGUCUGAAGGCCGUGGCCAACAUGGUGAAAAUCCGUUCUAGUCCAGCACCUUCACCCAAGCCCAGCGUGGCCUGCAGUCAACUGGCCUUGCUGCUGUCCAGCGAAGCCCACCUUCAGCAGUACUCCAGAGAGCACGCGCUCAAAGCCCAGCUCUCAGGGAGAUCUGCCAGCGAAAGACUAGCCGCCAUGGCCAACCAGACGCACGGCCCGGACAAAAGGCCACCUAGCGUGGGGGGGACUCUGCCCGGAGCCCCAGACACACUAAGCUCCUUAACAACCCAAAACGGAAUGAUGGCGACAACCACGAUAACAACGACACUCCCUCGAACACCCCUGUCCAGUCCGCAGAGCCCCUCUUUGCUGCGUGGCCACAGCCAAAGCUCCCCACCCACUCCCCCACAUGCUCCAAGCCACACUCACAUCCAACCGCCAAGGGAGAAGCGAGGCUUUGACUCACGCCCGACUCGCCCGCCCCAGACGUGCAGUAGCUUGCUGCUGCUGCUACUCAACAACCACAACAACCAGAAGCAGCUGACCAAGAACGGGCACCUGGAGGACAGCUGCGGUUUAAUGCCACAGAGCGGUUCUUCUUCCGUCACGUCAGACAGCGAGUGCUCCAUCCAGGAGAGGAGCCUGACCAAGGACAGCAGCGACGCAGAGAGCUCCUACUCGAGUUGCUCUCCCAUCGACCUCUCCAUGAGAAACAGGGCCAACACACAAGACACAGGGCCCAAACGUACAACCCUUUCUUCCUCUUUCUCCUCUGCCUCCUUCUCUUCCCCUCCCCUCUCUUCUUCCACCACAGUCUUUUCCUCCACCGCAAUUGCAUUCUCUCCUCAAGCUUCUGCUCCACCCUCCACUACAGCCUUUUCACCGUCCUCUACGGUUGUCUCCUCUGUCUCCACUGCUAUUUCUUCAUCCUCCUCCUCAUCCUCCUCCUCCUCUAUCUCUACCUCCUCCCUGGACAAACUAACAGAAUCUUUAAUAAACAAGUGGAAGCCAGAGCCAUCAGGAUCAAAGGUGUCCAAGAACAAAGAGCCUGAAAUGAGUCCAGACCUCAAAUCCCACUCUAAGGUCACGCUUAUGCAGCUUCUUCUCGAGCGCAGAAAUAAUGAGAUGGCUAAUAAAAACAUAGGUAACCAAGAAUCACCAGUUGAUAUAACUAUGGCCACCAUGUCUCAAGGCCAACCAAAAGGACUAGUGCCCUGGGAAGAGACCAGGACAAAAAGCCCCAUAGAUAGACCAGUAACCCCAGCUCAGCCCCUCUACACAGUUAACCAUGACCCUAGUGGUGCACUGUCCCCAUACUCCUACCCCUCCCCUCAUGUCCAGUCCAGCCCUUUGGAUUUGUGUAAGUCUAAAACCUUCCCUGCUGAGAAGGCUACAGAGUCUGCCUUCAGUGCCAGUAAACUGUUACAGAAUCUGGCUCAGUGUGGCACAGCUUCUUCCUCCCCGCCCAUCCCCCCCACCAAAGGGCUGGGCCCGGAGCUCGACACCAGCAGGCCUCUCGCCCUGUUGGAAAGGCUCAACGCUCCAGUCCACAGGACCACCACCACUCCACUUUCCGACGGGCCCUCAGGCAGCGGCACGCCUUUCAGUCGGAAGGAAGCUUCUCCUCCUUCCUCACAGAUUGAAAACCUUCUAGAGAGGCGCACCGUUCUUCAGCUCCUUCUAGGAACGGGCUCGACCACUGCUACUGCGAGCCGCAAAGAUAGGUCUGGUGGGAGUGGCAGGAGGAGUGUGGAGGUGGCAGGGGGGUGCUAUGAAAAGAGCCCUGGCACCUCCAUCAUCUGUGACAGCUCCAAUGGGCCUGCUUUGGAUGUAAAGGUCAAAACGGAGCUCAUGGAGGAGGUGGGGCCGUCCUCUGCGGUGUAUAAGGACUUUAGUGGCAGAAAAAGACCGAGCAGCUAUGAGAAGAGCAGCCCCCUCUCAGAUUCUCAGCAGGACUUAAAAACAGAACCACGGCCUACAGAGGUCAUAGCAAAAUAUGGCCUUCUAAGCCAGCUGCUUAAACAACAGACUGCUACCUACUAUACCAGCUCUGUUGUUCAGUCUGGGUCACAGCCCAGACAGGUGAAAGAGGAACAGAGGGAAUAUCCAAGCCCCAGUCCUAAGAAGAGGCGCCUCUGUUCUGAUCGGACUGAUAAUAUGAAUAAUACCAGCUCUCCAAGAGCAUUGGACAGUGGGGACACAAACAUUUUUUCCUCUUCUGCUGUUCAGGAAGAGCCUGAGCAGCAGAGGAGUCUGAAAGAGGAGGAGGCUCCUCCCAGGAGCCCACCCAGUGAAACCUUCACCCGAGAGAGUCGGGGCUUCAAUGUGCUCAAACAGCUGCUGCUCUCUGACAACUGCCUGAAGGAGUUGUCCCAGCAGCCCCGUGGGGCACCCAGCCCUUCCGUCCUACAGGCCAAUGGUAAAGCCAACGGCAGCAUUCUCAGUCAGCCUGCCCAUAAUCACAGCUUCCUUCACCUGCCCAGCUGGCACCCUCAUGGUUCCCUCAACUCAGGGCUUCCGAGUAAUCUCAGACCACUGCCCACCCCCCCUGCGAGUAACAGCCCUAUCGGCACCCACUGGGGCCGUCAUCCAUCUCCGUGGCCAGUGGCCCAAAAACGAGACCCGCCUACUUUAGUCAAACAGGAGCCAGAGAGCCCUGUGCGAUGGAGUAGUCAUGAGAACGAGGAGGAGGGUUGUGACUCAAACCCAGACUCUCCACGGCUGUCACGUUCUAACCCCAUCCUUUAUUACAUGUUGCAGAAGGGCAGCAUUCAGCUGAGGAAGGAUGUGAGGGAUCAGGCGGAGGGAACCCAGUCUGUGGUCAGAGUAAAAGAAGAGCCAAUCAGUGACAUGCAUGCCUAUGAACACAGUCUGAGCUCCACACCACAGUCACCUCCCCACAACGACAAGCACAGCCACGAGAGCCAAGGGCUGAGCCAAUCAUCUGACUAG
Molecule: messenger RNA, 4433 nt
Organism: Scomber scombrus (Atlantic mackerel)
Lineage: Eukaryota; Metazoa; Chordata; Actinopteri; Scombriformes; Scombridae
Gene: nrip1b
Product: nuclear receptor interacting protein 1b
Exons: 2
Coding region: 780-4433 (1217 amino acids)
Biological process (GO): regulation of transcription by RNA polymerase II
Cellular component (GO): nucleus
Molecular function (GO): transcription coregulator activity; signaling receptor binding
Source: RefSeq, a predicted model, not a curated record